Molecule: messenger RNA, 2871 nt
Organism: Armigeres subalbatus
Lineage: Eukaryota; Metazoa; Arthropoda; Insecta; Diptera; Culicidae
Gene: Pax
Product: paxillin
Biological process (GO): actin cytoskeleton organization; heart development; muscle structure development
Cellular component (GO): adherens junction; Z disc; filamentous actin
Molecular function (GO): muscle alpha-actinin binding; actin binding
Source: RefSeq, a predicted model, not a curated record
UUUGCCAGACAGUCGACGUCUUAGUCGCCGUCUCUGCCCGUAGUCGUAGUCGAUGAUUCAACAACAACUGUUUCAAAACAAGUGGUUUUUGGUGCAGAAGAAGUGAAGCAAACAGCUGCAUCUUUCGGUGUUUCUGAAUGGAAGGCGGUGAUAGUAUUUAGCAGCUACAGGUGUGAUCAAUCCGUUUUGUUUUCGUUACGUAUUUGUCGAUUGAUUGUGCCGCGGCAGGAGUGAAACCCAUUGAGCGUAGAUCACGGUGCGCCACGGAAAUAAUUUAUGGCGGAUAAAAAGGUGAAUUAGGAAGAGUGUGCUCAGCGCGGUGGAAAACCCUUCGGGUUGAGGUGAGAUUCGAAUGUCUCAAGUGUGACCAAUAACAAGCGAUUCGUAGACAGGAGGAAGAGUGGAGACGCGUGGUGAUUUGUGCGGUUUUCAGUGGGGGCGGUUUUAGUGAGUGUUUGAACAUUUGGAGGCCGUGAUGGAUAGGACAUGCUAUGGAAAAUGGGACCCUGGAGCGCGGCAGCCGUACCGGUGUACGUUGAGAGAGCGUGGGAUCGCACCUGGAUAUGCUUUACUCGCUGAUCUACAGAAUACUGUGCCGGGACAUAAUCAACACGUUGGUGGUGGCGGUUCGUCGGUUCCUGGUUAUGGCAGUCUAAAUGGUGUGCGAAACAAACAAACGCCGAGUCCUCAAACAUAUCAGACAUCAACUAAAACUAUCACAGAAACUCGACCAGCCAAUGGGUACAAUGGCUCACUUCCGAGAUCCACUACACCGCAUCAGAACUCAUUGCCACGAUCCAACACACCCCAACGACUCCAGAACUCCGGUUCGGGUAACCUUUCGGAACUGGACUCACUACUGCAAGAUCUGAGUAGUGCCCGUUAUGGAAAUAUCGUGGAAAAACACCAACCCAACAAUGGAACGACUAGUCCUUCACCAUAUGCCAUCAACGACACCAUCAAGCGACCCUCCGUGGACAGCUUGCUUGAUGAACUUAGUGCGGCCAAUGCCAAUCCAAUCUAUGCAGUACCCUAUGGGAAUCAAUCUCCAAACCCGCAGCCACAUCCUGGUCGGCAGGUCACUAAUCGAGAAACAACCACGGAAAAAAUGACCGGAACUCCGAGUGCCAACUAUCAGAAUCAAUUGUAUCAACAGCAGGUCGCACAAAACGACCAGUCCAACUAUGCUUCGUCGGCCACCAAGGAACUGGAUGAUCUGAUGGCUUCCCUCUCGGAUUUCAAGAUCACUUCCGGAUCGCAUCAGCUGCAGUCGGUGACAGAUUACGCGAAGCCAAACCAGGGAACCGCGCAUUAUCAGAGUACUUUGACGACGGUGACCACGACCGAAAAGUUGCCCCCGGCAAGUGAUCAGUUGGAUUCCAUGCUUGGAAAUUUGCAGGCCGAUAUGAGUCGCCAGGGAGUCAAUACCACUCAGAAGGGGUGCUGCAAUGCCUGCGAUAAGCCCAUCGUCGGCCAGGUCAUAACGGCUCUCGGCAAAACUUGGCAUCCGGAGCAUUUUACUUGCAAUCACUGCAAUCAGGAGCUGGGCACCCGGAACUUCUUCGAGCGUGACGGAAACCCUUACUGCGAGUCGGAUUAUCACAAUCUGUUCAGCCCACGUUGUGCCUACUGCAAUGGACCGAUUUUGGAUAAAUGCGUAACGGCGCUGGAGAAAACUUGGCACACGGAGCACUUUUUCUGCGCCCAGUGCGGUCAGCAGUUCGGCGAGGAUGGAUUCCACGAGCGCGACGGGAAGCCGUACUGCCGUAACGAUUACUUCGACAUGUUUGCACCGAAGUGCAACGGGUGCAACCGGGCCAUCAUGGAGAAUUAUAUUUCGGCUCUGAACAGUCAGUGGCAUCCGGAUUGUUUCGUGUGCAGGGAUUGCUCGAAAGCGGUCACUGGCAAGUCGUUCUACGCGAUGGAAGGCAAGCCCGUCUGUCCCACGUGUGCCGGAGCGGAUGAUGAAGAUUAAAGAGAGAACUCUUCCGUACAGUCGAAGUGGCGUUUUCUGGAGCGGAAAAAACGGGCGAAACAGUCAACUGUCUCACUGACCGAUCGAAUUAAAUUUCUGCCCAGCCAGGUGGAGGAUUCAUAACAAACUUACAUCCACACCUACACACAUAAAAUACUACCGCUUUCCGUACGCUAGAGCACACUUCUAAACAUAGGCUUAUCAAACCGAAAUCGAAAGAAACACGGACCUACUUAAAGCUACCGCAGCUUUCAUUUGUUGAUGUUACACUGUUGUUACAAACCCUCUCUUGUAAAUUGGACCCGAACUCACGUUCCAGACGUUGCAUAUCACAAAAACACUUGAACAUCCGAACAGUGUGGAGGACGUGAAGCAUGAUGACUAAGGGUGGGCCCCAGUGACCCACUCAAGAGACCCCCGCUUUGUAGAAAAACAAAACGGCCGGCGUCUCGCUAUAUGCCUCUACGAAGAAUGCCACAGCUGUCGUCCUCCUACGCCGAUGCUCGUUUUUUCUCUUACAGGUGACCUUGUCUCCAAAAAAACAGCGACCGAAAAGUCUCAUUAAUCAUCUUCCUUGGACAACCCUGGGAUUGGAAAAUCCCUUUCCCCCAAUGACGAAAACACAGACACAAUUCCUCAAUGCCUACUCCCACACACAUCGACUGAUUGACUCGAGGAAAGCCUGACCUAUCCUCUUUUCGGACGACAAUUUUAGGCGUUUGAGAACGAAGAAAGUUAUUUUAAGAUUGUUUUAAAUACUAAAAGAGCAUCGAUAUAUCCUAAUAUUUAUAUAAAUUUCUUAACGAUUGUCAAAUGAAGAUAGUAUUGUGUAAAUAAAGAAGACUAAAGAUAAAAAUAAAGGACAAAAAAUAACCACCAAAAAACACAACAAUAGA